Messenger RNA from Calidris pugnax (ruff), 4770 nucleotides. Its product is annotated as zinc finger protein 594-like. NCBI's taxonomy places the organism in Eukaryota, Metazoa, Chordata, Aves, Charadriiformes, Scolopacidae. The transcript is spliced from 5 exons. The record is from RefSeq and is a predicted model, not a curated record. Bases 46 to 4173 code for a protein of 1375 amino acids.
CCUGCCGUUCCUCCCCAGCCCCCCCCCGAGCACCGGAGCCGCGCCAUGAGGGAGAGCCUGGACGCCCUGUGCACCCUGGGCCCCCCCAUGGUGAAGCCGGAGCCGGUGCCGCAGGCGGAGGAGACGGGGGCGUCAAGCUGUGCCAGCUCAGGGCUGUUGGUGGUCCCCAAGGUGGAGGCGAUGCCCGAGGGCGAUGGCGAGGAGCCGGGGGGGCUGGACCACGGCUGCUCAGAGGACUGGCUGGUGAGGAAGGUGAAGGUGGAAGAAGAGUAUGAAGAAUGGCCAGCCGGCCCCGAAGCCCUGCUGGGGGGGCAGCCCCCCUCCGGGGUGUUCCCCCCCCCAGCCGCCGCCGACACGCUGGGCUGCGGGGGCAACUGCAAAGCGGAGCGGCCGUGCCCGGAGGAGCUGGGCUACGGCGAGUUGGCCACCUUCGCCAUGUCGCCCUGGCCGCUGCUGGGCCAGAGCCCGGCCGGCGGGGGCUGCUUCCACGGGGGGCUGGGCCCGGGCGAGGGCGAAAGCGGCUCCUGCAGGGGCUGCGGGACCCCCCCGCGCCCCUUCGCCUGCGCCCAGUGCGGGAAGGGCUUUGGGAAGAAGGCUCACCUCACCCGGCACCUGCGGGUCCACACGGGCGAGCGGCCCUACCCCUGCGGCCAGUGCGGCCGCCGGUUCCGCCAGAAGAUCCACCUCCGCUCCCACCAGAAGACCCACACGGGGGAAAGACCCUUCCCCUGCCCCGAAUGCGGCCGGCGUUUCCGUAAGAAAACCCACCUGGUGCGGCACCAGCGCACCCACACCGGCGAGCGCCCCUUCCCCUGCGCCCGCUGCGGCCGCCGCUUCGCCCACAAGCAGCACCUCCUGCGGCACCAGCAGCUCCACGCCGAGCCGGCGGCACCGGGGGACGACGACGGGGGCGUCCCGACGGAGGAGAAACCCUUUCCGUGCCCGGAAUGCGGGAAGAGCUUCAGCUGGAAGAAGAACCUGGCGUCUCACCGCCGGCUGCACCGGGAAGGGCGUCCCUUCGCCUGCGCCGAGUGCGGCCGGGGCUUCGGCGACAAGCGGCACCUGACGGCCCACCUGCGCGGCCACAUGGGGCUCAAGCCCUACGCGUGUCCCCACUGCGAGAAGACCUUCAGCCACAAGCCCAACCUGGCCAGCCACCAGCGCACGCACACGGGCGAGCGGCCCUUCGCCUGCCCCCACUGCCCCCGCGCCUUCGCCCACAACCAGCACCUCCUGCGGCACCUGCGGGUCCACACGGGCGAGCGCCCCUUCCCCUGCCCCCAGUGCGGCCGCCGCUUCGGCUCCCGUCCCAACCUGCUGGCCCACGCCAAAGCCCACGCCGGCGCCCGGCCCUUCGCCUGCGGGCAGUGCGGCCGGGGCUUCAGCCGAAAAUCCCACCUGGAGAGGCACCAGGCGGUGCACACCGGCACCCGGCCCCACGGCUGCGGGCAGUGCGGCAAGCGCUUCAGCUCCAAGACCAACCUGGCCCGGCACCAGGCGGUGCACACCGGCCACCGGCCCUACAUCUGCACCCAGUGCGGCAAGAGCUUCAGCCGCAAAACCCAUCUGCUGCGCCACGAGCGCACCCACCUCGGCGCCGGCCCGUUCCGCUGCGCCCAGUGCGGCAAAGGUUUCCGCCAGAAGCAAAGCCUCAUCACCCACGAGAGGAUCCACACCGGGGAGAAGCCCUACCGCUGCGGGGACUGCGGGAAGAGCUUCAGCCAGCGGCCAAACCUCCUCACCCACCGCCGGGUGCACACCGGGGAGCGCCCCUUCCCCUGCACCCAGUGCGGCAAGAGCUUCAGCCAAAAAGCCAACCUCCUGGCCCACCAGCGCAUCCACGCCGCCGGAGAGAAGGCCCUGGCGGGCGGCGAGCAGGAGGACGGGGCUUCCAGCAAACCCAAGCUGCGAUCCCAGCAGAGGAAUUACCAGGAGGACACCCCUUUCGUCUGCCCCGAGUGCGGGAAGAGCUUCAGGCAGAAGCCCAACCUCAUCACCCACCGCCGGAUCCACACCGGGGAGCGGCCCUUCACCUGCUUCCUCUGCGGGAGGAGCUUCAACCAGAAAACCAACCUGGUCACCCACUACCGGGUGCACACCGGGGAGCGCCCCUUCGCCUGCACCCAGUGCGGCAAACGCUUCACCCAAAAAACCAACCUGGUGACCCACCAGAGCACCCACACGGACCUGCGGCCCUACCCCUGCGGCCAGUGCCAGAAGUGCUUCAAGGACAAAGUCUCCCUCAAAGCCCACCAGAAGACCCACGCCCCGCGGCAACGACGCUGCCCGGGUCGCAGCCCGGCCGCCAGCCUGCCCUACGGGCCCGCUCCCACCCUGCUCCAACCCGGGGGGCCCGAGCAAGAGGCCCCCCCGUUCAGCCCCAUGCCGCCGCUGCCCGUCCAGAAGAUCCCUGAGGGCCAGGAGCUCUACUCGUGCACGGAGAAGAGCUUUCCCCCCAAGGAGCCCCUCCUGCCCCACCAACAGCCCCCCCUGGGCGAGCAAACCUUCCCCUGCGUCCAGUGCGGGGAGGGCUUCUGCCAGAAGGUGACUCUGCUCCGGCCGCAGCACGGUCCCGCCGCCGAGGCUGCCGGGGGGUGCGCGGCGACCUUCACCCACGGCCCCCACCUCCUGGGACACCUCGGGGUGCAGCCCGUUUUGGGGGAUGCCACCCCCCCGGCUCCUCCAGCCCCCGGGACGGAAAAACCCUUCAUCUGUAACCAGUGCGGCAACAGCUUCGGGCUCUGGCUCUCUCUGGUGGCCCACCAGAAGACCCACGUCGGCCAGAAGUCCUACCCCUGCCCCGAGCACGACAAAAGCUCCGGCGACGAGUUGUCCCCCAAAGAUCUCCAGGAGAAGGUGGGGGAAGGGAGAGCCUGGGUGUGCCCCGAGUGCGGGAGGAGCUUCCCCCAGUACGACCGGCUGGUAAAACACCGGCAGAACCACCGGGGCAGAGGACCCUACCGCUGCGACGUCUGCGGCAAGAGGUUCAGCCUGAAGACCAACCUGGUGACCCACCAACGCAUCCACACCGGGGAGCGCCCCUUCACCUGCGGCGUCUGCGGCCGCCGCUUCAACCAGAAGGGCAACCUGGUCACCCACUACCGCACCCACACCGGGGAGCGCCCCUUCGCCUGCGCCCAGUGCGGCAAGCGCUUCGCCCAGAAACCCAACCUCAUCGCCCACCAGAAGACCCACAGCGGCCGCCAGCCCUUCACCUGCCUGGAGUGUCCCAAACGCUUCAAGAGCAAACUCUCCCUCAGGGUCCACCAACGCGUCCACGUCACCGAACCCCCCCAGGGCCAAACGGGCCAGACCCCCGCCCUCCAAACCCACCCGGGGAGCCCCUACCCCUGUUCCCUCUGCGGGGAGAGCUUCGAGGAGCACGGGGAGCUCCAGCUGCACCGGCAGGGCCACGCGGGCGAGCGGCCCCACGCCUGCGCCGAGUGCGGCAAGAGGUUCCGGCAGAAGGUGAACCUGGCCGUGCACCAGCGCACCCACACCGGGGAGAGGCCCUUCCGCUGCGCCGAGUGCGGCAAGGGCUUCAGCCAAAAAGCCCACCUCCUCCGGCACCGCAGGACCCACGCCGGCGCCCUCCCUUCCUCCUCCUCCUCCUCUUCCUCCUCCUCCUGCUGCUGCCAGGGAACUUGCCCGGCCCACCGGGAAGAACCGGAGGGGAGCGUGGUUCCUUUGGGAAAAGGCUCCGAGCCGCCGCCCCCCCCGGGGGUCCUGCUGCCCCCCUGCUCCCGCGGAGCCCCCCACGGGGCGCUGGCUCGGGAGGAGCUGCGGCCGCCGGCGCAGCCCCCCCACAGACCCGAGAGCCCCUCGGGGGCAGCCGACAUCCUCCUCCAGCUGAUGCAGGAGGAGCACCCCCUGGUCGCCGGCUCCCACCACCACCCCCAGGAAGGACCCCCCGGCUCCUGCCCUUGUAAAUGCGGCGAGGGAGGGGAAGCUUUGAACCCCAAGCCCCCCACCCUGCCCCCCCAGUGCUGCUGCGCCGACUGCGUCAACCAGCGCCAGCUCCUCCUCAAGCCCCCCCAGCCCGACUGCCGUGGGGAGCUGUGGGGCAAGUUCGGCGCCGCCCCCGGCAGAAGUUUUGAGGAGAAACGGGGCCUGAGAGUGCCCGAGCGAGCGCACGCCGAAGAGAAACCCUCCCCCUGCCCCAGCUGCUUGUAACCCCCAGCCCCCCCCAAAAAAACCCGACCUGCCGAGGCAGGGUUGGGGGGGGGGCUGCCCCCUUCCCCACCGCCCUCCCCUCUUGCACUAAAAAGACACAAAAACCUAACGAUGCUGGGGAAUAACGGUGGAUUUGGGGAGCGGGGAGGCUCGGAGGAGCCCCCCCCGACCUUGCCCCACGGAGGGGGUGGAGGAGGAGGAGGUGGACUCGGAGGCGCUUGCCUGAGCUUUUCUAAUUAAUUAACCUACCAAAUCUAAUGAGGGGAGGGAGCGGAGGGGAGCCCGGAUCGGCCGUGGGGAGCGGGAAAGAGCUCGGGAUCCCCCGGCUUCAGGACUGCUUCCGUCGUGCUCCUCUCUCCGUGGGGCAGAGAGGGGCCUCCAUGGGGCAGAGAGGGGUCUCCGUGGGGCAGAGAGGGGCCUCUGUGGGGCAGGAGCUUCUCCCACCACCCUCCAUCCUUUCUCCUCCCCCCUGGAUGUGGUUCCGCUGGGGAUGCGGAGCCCGGAGCUGGGGAGGGAGAGGGUCCAGGACCCCCGGAGGAGGUGGCCUCUUGCCGAUGCUCCUCGGCCACUGCCUGGGUGGGGGGGUCCGAGGCUGCC